Molecule: messenger RNA, 3509 nt
Organism: Apodemus sylvaticus (European woodmouse)
Lineage: Eukaryota; Metazoa; Chordata; Mammalia; Rodentia; Muridae
Gene: Fsaf1
Product: chromosome 21 C1orf131 homolog
Exons: 7
Coding region: 86-928 (280 amino acids)
Source: RefSeq, a predicted model, not a curated record
CAGGACCCGUGACGCACGCGCAGAAGCCGCGCCGGAAGCGGAAGUGGUGGGCUGUGUGCUGGAGCUGGGGUCCGUGCAGAGUCCCAUGGCGGCGGAGCAAGAUUCGGACUCCACUGAGCCUGCUGGUUCUGAGGCGCUCUUGGACGCUGUGCUGCGGACCCUCUACGACCUGGGAGAGCCAGAAGGUGAAACAGAGCAGAAGAGGAUCAAGAAGAGGGUAAAGAAGAGAGACUCGGAGGCAAUAGCAGACGCGGCAGCAGCGCCGCUUCCCCUGCCUGGGUCUCCUGUGCGAUGCCAGAAGAAGAGUGCCUCCAACUUUUUCAGGGAGCUCAGAGAAGAACUGCAGUCUGCUCCUGCUGCCCCUUCACAAAUCCCUAGCACGUCUGCGGUCUCCCUCUCUCCCCUCAAGAAAGGCAGCAAGCCGGUGGAAGUGGUAGAGUUUCAAAGCAAAAGUAAAAAGAGAAAACCAAAGCCACAUGAAGAUGAGCCGGCCAAGAAUAAAACAAAGGCCCUUGAAAAAGAUGUGGGUAUUCAGGAAUUUAACCUAGAAAAGGCUCGCCUGGAAGUGCACCGCUUUGGGAUCACAGGCUACGGCAAAGGAAAAGAAAGAGUCCUGGAAAGGGAGCGGGCUAUCAUGCUGGGGGCUAAGCCUCCCAAGAAUGAUUAUGUGAACUACAAGGUUUUGCAGAAACAAAUCAAAGAGAAGAAGACUGCAGCGGAAGAAGAAAAGAGAGCGGCCCGGGAGACAGACAUUUUCAAGAGAAAGAAGAGGAAAGGGAGAGGGCAGGAGGACAGGAGAUCCAAGAAGUCGGCUCCCAGCAUUUUGUCAAGUGGACGGGCUGGACAAGUUGGAAAAUUCAGAAAUGGGACAUUGAUUCUAAGCCCCACUGAUAUCAAGAAAAUCAACUCUUCCAGAGUAGCUAAGUGAAGUCCCUGUCAGCUCCAGAGAGGAGUGGGAGCAGUGGCAGUGCGUGAGACACAGUGCCCGCUAACCCUGUGGCUGCCCUUUCUUGUUCUGCAGGCUCUUCCUCAUUUGAGCAGUGAGUCUGUGGGCAGGCAGUGCCCUGCUGAGUGCCUGCUCCCCUCCCUCGUGCUGCAGAGGGGAAGGCGCGCGUGCGCGCGCACGCGCGCGCGCGCACACACACACACACACACACACACACACAUACCUGUGCACACAGCAGGCAGUGCCCCACUGAGUGCCGGUCUGUGCCGGGCUCCCUCCUGUUGCAGGUUGCUGGUGUCGGCACCCUGGUUACACUCCACUUUUUCAUAUUUUUCUGUCUCCAAGUGUCUGUGAAUUAUGACGCCAAGAUACCUUUUGGACUCAUGAAGACACUAAGCGCGCUUGCUGUCCAUUGGUUCUGUGGACAAGGGGUUCUGUUCUCAGCCUGCCACGUGUGUAAAUCCACUUUAUAAGAAUUUCCAGAAAUACACCUCUGUAGUAUGAGUGACUGGCUGUUAAGUAACACACAGGCGGUUCUGACGGAUUCCCCACACCUGCUUGGAGCUGUAACCUCACAAGGCCAUUUUACAGUGAUGUUCCCCCUGCGUAGGUGUCAGCAUCUCCUCAGAGACUGAGGUAAAUUAAAGGAAAGUAUCCAGUGACAGGGACAUUCUGCCAUUUCCCACCCUGGAGUUCCUUGUCCCGCAAGCAUCACAGUGUAGUCUGAAAACCUUCAGGCUGUGGGCCGGCUGUUAGGAUGUCAUCAGGAUGCUCUGAGAGCAUUGCUAAACACCUCACAAGAUGGAACCCAAUGUGCUGCAUAACUUCAAAUUUUCCACUUCCCUUUCUCCGUCUUCCUCCGGCCCCUGUUUCUCAUUACAGAUGGUUGUGAGCUACCAUGUGGUUGCUGGGAUUUAAACUCAUGACCUCCAGAAGAGGAGGUGGUGCUCUUAACCGCUGAGCCAUCUCACCAGCCCUAAAUGAUUUUUUAAGCUUAUUUAUUUAUUUGUUAGUAAGGGCACAUGUGCCACAGUGUUUGUGUGGAAGCCACAGGGUCUGGUCAUCAUGCAGGUCCCAGGAAUUGAAUUUGGGUGUCAGGCUUGGCAGCAAGCACCUUCACCUGCUCAUUCACACUCACAUACACACACACACACACAUACACACACACACACACCAGCCCAACUUAGAAGAUCUUAACAGGACAGCACUGGGGGAAGACCUCGGCAGGAGAGGAGCUGUGGAAGGUCACUGCAUCAGCUGACUCCAUCUUCUCAAGGAGAGCCUGAGGGAUGUGGAGCACCACCACCAUGAGCCAGCCACCAGGGCUUACACAGCUGAGGACUGGUAGCUUGGACCAGAUCCCAUCUCAGUAACUAGCUUUGAUUUCUGCUUUGUAAUGUAUUGUGUAAAUACUUAUGCUCAACCCUUCAGUAAGGCAGAGAAGCCUACUGUGUAAAUACUUAAAGCAGUAUACUGACCACUAAGUAUUCUAAAAACGGUUCAGAGAACAAAAUGGCCGACCAACAGCUCUGUGUUCUGAGUAGAGGAUCAAGCUUAAGUCUACUCUGGAUAAAGAUCCUGCCGAGGUCUCCAGCAAAAUUAACUACAGCAGUGGUUCUCUGCCUGUGUGUGUGGGGGGGGGGGGGGCGCUUACCAGAUAGUUACAGGACAGUUUUUAACAAUGGAAAAAUUAUAGUUACAAAAUUGCAAUGAUAAUUUUGUGGUUGGGGGUCAUCACAUCAUGAGGAACUGUAUCAAAGGGUCACAGCAUUUGGAAGGUUGAGAACUGCUGCUCUGUGGAAAAGCCAUCCUAAGUGAGACAGGGUCAUGCCUGAGCUCUUGCUCUAGCCACAGGACAGGACCUGGCUUCAGUUACCUCGGGGUUUGGCCCAUGCAGCUGUGCAGGACAUGUGACACAGGUAGGGCUCACUGAGAUGGAAGUGGCCUGCACCCCCUGUGGCCAGGAAAGAACUGCAGCAUGGUCCUGACUGAGCCCAGGCACCUUUGGAUAAUGCUGUCUUAGCCAACACCAACUUGGAUUGACAUGACAAAGAAGCACUGUCUGACUCCAAAUCAGAUUGAUGGGAAGCCGACACUGCCCUAACUCUACCUGUCACACUCCCACAGCCAGAAGCAGCACCUGUCCCCAGUGCUUAGUGGGAGUCAUGUGACUGCCUCCUUAAUUAGUUAACUCCCUCUCUGCAUGAUCCACCUAUCUCCUCAGCUCAGGUCUUUUCUGAAAUUCACACCACUCUUGUAUGCCACUAUACUACCCCAUAGUCCACACUUACACAGUUUGUAUAUGCUAGGCCCAGGGAGUGGUACUAUUAGAAGGUGUGGCCCUGUUGGAGUGGGUGUGUCACUGUGAGUGUGGCCUAUAAGACCCUCAUCCUAGCUGCCUGGAAGUGAGUCUUCUGUUAGCAGCCUUCAGAUGAAGAUGUAGAACUCUGAGCUCCUCCUGCACCAUGCCUGCCUGGAUGCUGCCAUGUUCCUGCCUUGAUGAUAAUGGACUGAACCUCUGAACCUGUAAGCCAGACCCAAUUAAAUGUUGUCCUUUAUAAGA